This is a messenger RNA of Chanos chanos (milkfish), 4431 nucleotides long. RefSeq names its product NACHT, LRR and PYD domains-containing protein 12-like. The coding region runs from base 1 to 4431 and encodes 1476 amino acids. The record is from RefSeq and is a predicted model, not a curated record. Gene Ontology annotation, molecular function: protein binding. NCBI's taxonomy places the organism in Eukaryota, Metazoa, Chordata, Actinopteri, Gonorynchiformes, Chanidae. Gene Ontology annotation, biological process: regulation of apoptotic process. The transcript has 15 exons.
AUGCCGUGUAGGAUUGAAGGUCGAAACUGUCAAGGAGGAAGAGGCCCAAUAUUCUCAGAGGAACAAGAGAGAGCCAUAGUAAACAUGAUCUUGGCCAAGAAUGCAAUACGCCUCAGAGAAAUUCAAGCACACGUCCUCAGUGGCCACACAGUUUUUGAUAAUGUCCACCAGGUCUCUCUGUCAACUCUGGGGCGAGUCCUUAAAAAACAUCACGUGCAGAUGAAACAACUCUACCGAGUGCGAACUGAAAGAAAUUCUGAGAUAGUGAAGGACCUGCGGCAUGAAUAUGUGGAGAGAGAUUUGCAAAUGGGUGCUGAUGCAAUCCCACGUGAAUUUAUCUUCAUGGAUGAGCCUGGGUUUAACCUGACAAAACAAUCACGCAGAACAGGGUCCUCCACCACCGCCAACUUGGGUCCUUACAACAUGCCCCACAUUCUCACAUUUUUAGACAGACUGCACGAUAUCGUAACCGCAGAAGACCAAACGGAUGCAGAGCAGACUCUGCGUGAAAAGAAGACAAGACUAACUCAGAUCCUGUCUGCUGAUAUCAGCUUUGUCCUCCAGCAUGUGCAGGAGAAACAGCUCAUCACUGAUCGUGAAUACAUAAACCUCAAUGUCCCUUCUCACAGCAGUGAACAGAUUUCUAUCAACUUAUUGGACAAACUGAUGAACAAGGGUGAAGGAACAUGUCAGAAGUUCAUCAAUCUAAUGAAGGAGUCAGAUAUUAUGAUCACUUUUCCAAAGCUUAAAGAUCUUUUCCCAACUCAGUCUGCAGAGCUCAGACAAGAACCAAACUAUCAAGAGGUCAGAAUCAAACUGAAGUCCAGUCUGAAACAGAAAUAUGAUCACAUUUUGCAUGGGAAUUCAAUGACAGGCCAUAAAAAGUUCCUGAAUGAUAUUUACACUGAUCUCUACAUAGUGGAGGAUGAGACUGGAGGAGUCAUUCAUGAACAUGAGAUUAUGCAGGCUGAGGCAUCAACUAGGAGAUUUACCACAGAGGAAACUCCAAUCACAUGCAGUAACAUUUUCAAGGUCCCAUCUGAUCCAAGUCGAAGAAACAGAAAAGUGCUGACCAUGGGAAUUGCUGGAGUGGGGAAAACUGUCUCAGUGAACAAAUUCAUACUGGACUGGGCAGAGGAAAAGUCCAACCAGGACAUAGAUUUUAUUUUUCCACUCCCCUUUCAAGAGCUGAAUUCAGUAAAAGAUGAAAAAUACAGCCUGAUAGAGUUGCUUCAUGAAUAUUUUGAAGAUUCUGCUAAACUGAAGUCUCUUCCAGAUGGUGAUGGUAAAGUCAUGUUCAUUUUUGAUGGACUUGACGAGUGUCGCUUUCCUCUUGACUUUAAGAAGAGAGAGAAAUUGAAGAACAUCGAUCAGAAAUCCUCUGUAGGUGUGCUGAUAACAAACCUAAUCAAGAGAAAUCUGCUUCCCUCUGCUCUCAUCUGGAUAACCUCCAGACCAGCAGCAGCCCAUCUGAUCCCUCGAGACUACAUUGAUCAAGUGACUGAAGUACGAGGAUUCAGUGAUGAACAAAAGGAAGAGUACUUUAGGAAGUACAAUGACAAGGACCAGGAUAUGGCCAAAAAAAUGUUCUCACACAUAAAGAAAUCAAAGAGCCUCCACAUCAUGUGUCACAUACCAGUCUUCUGUUUGAUAUCAGCCACUGUGCUUCAGCCAAUGCUAGCCAAAGAUACUAGUGAAGAACUCCCUACCACUCUGACUGGAAUGUACACACGGUUUCUGAUUUACGAAACAGGCCAAAUGAAAAAGAGAUGUGAAGCUGAACACAUUAUACUGAAGCUUGGAAAGUUGGCCUUCCUUCAGCUAGAGAAGGGUAAUCUGAUUUUCGAUGAGGAAGACCUGAGAGAGUGUGGCAUGGAUGUCAGUGAGGGUUCAGUUUACUCAGGAGUGUGCACACAGAUAUUCAGUCAAGAGCAGGGAGUCUCUGAGACAGUGGUGUUCAGUUUUGUGCAUCUGAGUGUUCAAGAAUUCAUUGCUGCGGUCUAUGUGUUUCUCUCGCACUGUAAUAAUAAGGAGAAUGUUCUUUAUCCUGAUACAAUUUGGUAUAUCUUUAAAAGGAAGUCAAAGAAAUUGAAUGACCUCUACAGAUGUGCUAUAGACAUGGCUUUAAGGAGUGAGAAUGGACACCUGGACCUUUUCCUCCGCUUCCUUCUUGGCCUCUCAGUGGAGUCCAAUCGGGAUCACCUGAAAGGAUUACUGCCACAAACAGUGAUCAGAGCAGAGAGUGUGGAGAAAACAGUCAACUACAUCAAGAAGACACUCAACAAGAACAUCUCAUCAGAGAGGAGCAUCAAUCUCCUCUACUGUCUGAAUGAACUGAAGGAUGCCUCCCUUGCAAAUGAAAUUCAAAAUUACUUGGGCUCAGGACGUCUCUCAACAGAGAAACUGUCAUCUACACAGUGGUCAGCUUUGGUCUUUGUCCUGCUGAUGUCCGAGGAGACUCAAGAAAAGUUUGAGCUGAAGAAAUACAGAGGAUCAGAUGAAGGGUUGAAGAGACUUCUGCCAGUACUGAAAAACACCAAACGGGCCCUACUUGCUGGUUGUAAACUCACUGAACAGUCCUGUGAAGCUGUAGCCUCAGUUCUACAGUCAGUAAACUGUCCCCUGAGAGAACUGGACCUGAGUAACAAUGACCUUCAGGAUUCAGGAGUGAAGCUGCUUUGUGUGGGGCUUGAGAAUUCACGCUGUAAACUGGAGAUACUGAGAGUUGCUGGUUGUAAACUCACUGAACAGUCCUGUGAAGCUGUAGCCUCAGUUCUACAGUCAGUAAACUGUCCCCUGAGAGAACUGGACCUGAGUAACAAUGACCUUCAGGAUUCAGGAGUGAAGUUUCUCUGUGUGGGACUGAAGAAUCCACACUGUAAACUGGAGAUGCUGAGACUUGCUAGUUGUAAACUGACUGAACAGUCCUGUGAAGCUGUAGCCUCAGUUCUACAGUCAGUAAACUGUCCCCUGAGAGAACUGGACCUGAGUAACAAUGAUCUUGAGGAUUCAGGAGUGAAGUUUCUGUGUGUGGGACUUAAGAACCCACACUGUAAACUGGAGAUACUGAGACUUGCUGGUUGUAAACUCACUGAACAGUCCUGUUCAUCUAUAGCCUCAGUUCUACAGUCAGUAAACUGUCCCCUGAGAGAACUGGACCUGAGUAACAAUGACCUUCAGGAUUCAGGAGUGAAGUUUCUCUGUGUGGGACUGAAGAAUCCACACUGUAAACCAGAGAUACUGAGACUUGCUGGUUGUAAACUCACUGAACAGUCCUGUUCAUCUAUAGCCUCAGUUCUACAGUCAGUAAACUGUCCCCUGAGAGAACUGGACCUGAGUAACAAUGACCUUCAGGAUUCAGGAGUGAAGUUUCUCUGCAUGGGACUGAAGAAUCCACACUGUAAACUGGAGAUACUGAGGUUGUCUGGUUGUUUAGUGACAGAGGAAGGUUGUUUUUCUCUGGCUUCAGCGCUGAGUUCAAACCCCUCACUCCUGAGAGAACUGGAUCUGAGCUACAAUCACCCAGGAGACUCAGGAGUGAAGCAUCUCUCUACACAGAUGAAUCAACACUGUCAACUUAAGUCAGUAUAUGUGGACCAUGGAGGAGAACUCAUGAUCAAACCAGGAUUAAGAAAAUAUGCCUGUGAUCUCACACUGGACCCAAACACAGUAAACACACAUCUCUCUCUGUCUGAGGGGAACAGAAAGGCGACACGUGUGGGAAAGAAUCAGUCGUAUCCUGAUCAUCCAGAGAGAUUUGAUGUCUGGGAGCAGGUCAUGUGUAGAGAGAGUCUGACUGGACGCUGUUACUGGGAGACUGAGUGGAGUGGAGGUUAUGCUGUUAUAUCAGUGACAUAUAAAGGAAUCGGGAGGAAAGGAAAGAGUGGUGACUGUGGAUUUGGAUACAAUGAAAAGUCCUGGAGUCUGGAGUGGUCUGGUAACAGAUACUCUGCCCGUCACAAUAAUCAGCUCAGUGUCAUACCUCACCACCCCUCACACACACACAGAAUAGGAGUGUAUCUGGACUGGUCGUCUGGAACUGUGUCCUUCUACAGAGUCUCCUCUGACACACACACACUCACACACAUACACACAUUCCACUGCACAUUCACUGAACCCCUCUAUGCUGGGUUUUGGGUUUCUUUAUUCUCCUCAGUGUCUCUGCUUGGGUGUCAGAGUGGGAGGUCCGUCCUGGUUGAUAUCGGGCACCUGGGUGUUUUGAUCCCCAGCACCCUAAGGUUAGCUUCUAUGUCGGGAGCUCUGGCCCUGGAGAGACACGUAACAGUCGCUGGCGUUGCUAACCUGAUCCCUCGGGUCACUGAGUCCCCUAUAACAAAGGUACGGGGCUUGGGGCUGACUGAUAUAACGGCCACUCACGACCGCAACAAACUCCUUUUCUGCCUGCGAGACUGCACUAAAGGGAGAGACUGA